GUGUCGCGGACAAAAAUCUUACAAGUUUCCUAGACUUUUCUUUUUUGAACGCUCGCGUAGAACGCUUUGUUUACAGAUAGAACUACGACAGGGUAACGUGGCUAAGGGACACGUAGUUGCGGGCCUAGAUACCAUAGAUUUAUAAAUUUAUCAAGACAACGAUAAGAUUAAUGAAAAACAAAUAUAAGAUAUUUUGUGAUAUGUGCAAUCUCCAGUGGUUAAAGGAACACAGGACUGAACAGAACUAGACCUGAUUAAGACUGUCAUUACCAAAGGGAUGUUUACUACAUUGUUAUUACUCAGUGUUAUUGCAUAUUUGGCACUUCAUGUUUACGCACGAUAUGGCCGACAUGGGCGACUCUUCUAUAAUAUACCAGGCCCAUCAGGUUAUCCAAUUAUUGGUCAUAUACACCUAUUUGCAUUUUCUUCAUCAGAGAAACUCUGGAAGAUUUACGUGGAUUUAACUGAUCAGUAUUCUAUUUUUAAAUUAUGGGCAUUCUCUACGUCUCUUGUAUCCAUCCGUCAUCCCGAUGAUCUGGAGGUAAUACUAAGGAGCACAAACUACAUCGAGAAAAGUAGAAUAUAUGACGCAUUACAACCUUGGUUACAGACGGGUCUUCUCACUAGUGGAGGGGCUAAGUGGCAUACACGGAGAAAAAUAUUAACUCCCACGUUCCAUUUUAACAUAUUGCAAAAAUUUGUUGAGAUUUUAAUCGAGGAAAGUGAGAGCAUGACAAAGUCUUUGAAAAAAGAAGGGGGCACAGUUGUGAAAGACUUAAUACCAUUCCUUAGUGAACAUACGCUUAAUGCAAUAUGCGAAACUGCCAUGGGUAUCUCUUUAAAAGGAGUGGGAUCAUUUCAGCAACACUAUCGAAACGCAGUUUAUCAGAUGGGCCAAAUUAUAGUUUAUAGAGUAAUGAGGCCGUGGUUGCAGAACAAUUGGAUAUUCCUGUUAAUGCCAACAGGUAGAAAGCAACCAAAGAUCUUGAAUAUAUUGUACAAAUUUACCGAAAAAAUUAUUGCAGAAAGAAGAAAUUAUCAUAAACUCACCAAUGGGCAGUACUUGAAAAACAUUAACAAUGAUGUAGAAGAAGAUGAUGCCGAAAUUAAAGGAACUCGAAAAAAGCGGCUUGCAAUGUUGGAUCUUUUAAUACUGGCGUCUGAAGAGGGUCUUCUAACUGAUUCAGAUAUUAAAGAAGAAGUUGAUACAUUUGUAUUUGAGGGUCAUGAUACUACAGCGAUGGCUUUAUGUUUUGCUUUAUCAUUAUUGGCUGAACACAAGGACAUUCAGGAUCGUGUCAGAAGAGAAAUCAAUACUGUUAUGCAAGAGAAUCAGGGAAAACUUACUAUGAAAUCGCUGCAAGAUCUACCAUAUUUAGAGAGAUGCAUAAAAGAAGCGUUGCGUUUAUACCCUAGUGUUUACUUCAUUUCACGAGUUACGAAUGAAGAAGUACAAUUAAAAUCAUAUUUGAUACCUGCUGGAACAGUGGUGCAACUUAAUAUUUAUGGCGUUCAUAGAGAUCCUAAUUUUUGGCCAAAUCCUGAAGUAUUUGAUCCGGAUAGAUUUUUACCUGAAAACAUUAGAAAUCGUCAUCCUUACUCGUACAUACCAUUUAGUGCUGGACCACGUAAUUGUAUCGGCCAACGAUUUGCUAUGCUGGAGAUGAAGGCAAUGAUGUCCCAUCUAAUACACAAUUUCUAUCUGGAACCUGUUGAUUAUUUAAAAGACCUUGUUAUAAAAGGUGAUUUGGUAAUGCGAUCUUCUAAUCCGAUGCGUGUAAAAUUUAUUCCAGUCGCCUCAAAAUAGACAUUUGAAGAGAAUUUGAAUGUUAAGAACUUAAUGUCGAAUACGUUGCAAAAAUAAGAAAAUUAUUAUAUGUGGACAGUA
Molecule: messenger RNA, 1888 nt
Organism: Vollenhovia emeryi
Lineage: Eukaryota; Metazoa; Arthropoda; Insecta; Hymenoptera; Formicidae
Product: cytochrome P450 4C1-like
Exons: 13
Coding region: 278-1807 (509 amino acids)
Molecular function (GO): iron ion binding; heme binding; oxidoreductase activity, acting on paired donors, with incorporation or reduction of molecular oxygen
Source: RefSeq, a predicted model, not a curated record